GAUGGGGUUGUAGUACCCAACCACGGUCGUGACCACUCCGGAGGCGAUGCUGCAGAUGACGGAAGAGAUGAGCAGCGGAAGCAGCUUGAAGCCAGCGUCAAUGGCCUUGUCGCCAAAGAUUGCUUGGAAGUAAAUGGCUAUUUUGCAGAAAGGGGUAUGAAAGCCGAGGAGAAAGACACGGAAAAGGCAAACGCAAGCACGGUAUCUCGGUUCUUGAAAAGCCUCGGCGGCAGCAUCCCAUCGUCUCCCAUGCGCACUUCCACCCAGACAAAGAUUGCGCACAGCACGGCGGUGGCGACAAAGAGCCCGAUGAUCUGGGGGCUGUUCCAGGCAAACUCGGUU
This is a messenger RNA of Pyricularia grisea, 342 nucleotides long. RefSeq lists its product as uncharacterized. NCBI's taxonomy places the organism in Eukaryota, Fungi, Ascomycota, Sordariomycetes, Magnaporthales, Pyriculariaceae. The transcript has 2 exons. The annotation marks the transcript as partial. The record is from RefSeq and is a predicted model, not a curated record.